AGUUAAGGUCAAGAGAUGUUCUGUGUCUGUCUCCCUCAGGUGAGAUCUGACAGGGAUAAGUUCACAGUCUACUUGGACGUCAAGCACUUCUCUCCCGAUGAGCUCAGUGUGAAAGUCGCUGACGACUAUGUGGAGAUCCAGGGCAAGCAUGGAGAAAGACAGGACGACCACGGUUACAUCUCCCGUGAGUUUCAUCGCCGUUACCGCCUCCCCUCUAGCGUUGACCAAUCAUCCAUCAACUGCACCUUGUCAGCUGACGGUCUGCUGACUCUGACCGGACCAAAGGUCAGCGGGGGGAGCGAGUCUGGCCGCAGCGAGCGCAGCAUCCCCGUGACUCGUGACGAUAAGCCCAACGCUGCCGCCUCCUCCUAGAGGCCAAGUGCUGGUGGGUGACCCGGGGCACUGAAGGAGCUCAGCCCCGUGAAUAACCAGCAUCAACUGGGAUGGACGACUCCGGAAUUCUUCUUUCCCCCUUUCCUUAGAGGACAUCUGUGUCUUCCCUGCUUCUCUUUCUAUAGUUACUUCUUAACUCAUUAGUAUCACUGUUUAAAGUAGAACAAAAAUCGGCCCGCCAAGGCAGUCGAGUAAGAGGCGCUGGAGUUUUUAAAGAGAGAAGUCAUCUGGAGACACUCACAUGGCCCAGCGUGUUUCAGAGCAGUCCUCUGACAGGCUUUGAGCUUGAAACAAACAUGUCUGGCAUGUUCUGUACCAGCCCUGGUUUCUCCCAUUCAUGUUCUUCCUCUGAAGCCUUUGUCUCACAUAUAUCCUGUACUGAAGUCUAAGCUUUGUUCAGUGGAUAUCUGCUCACUAUUCAAGUCCAUACUAAAGAAGCAAUAAAGCUGUACAAUUAACAAAAUGCAA
This is a messenger RNA of Haplochromis burtoni (Burton's mouthbrooder), 861 nucleotides long. Its product is annotated as alpha-crystallin A chain-like. Gene Ontology annotation, biological process: lens development in camera-type eye; protein refolding; response to heat. Gene Ontology annotation, molecular function: protein folding chaperone. The transcript is spliced from 2 exons. The record is from RefSeq and is a predicted model, not a curated record. Lineage: Eukaryota; Metazoa; Chordata; Actinopteri; Cichliformes; Cichlidae. The coding region runs from base 16 to 372 and encodes 118 amino acids.